CCUCUCCUUGCCUCAACCAUCACCACCGCUCAACACAAUACCUCCAGUCACCGCCCAUCAUGCUUUCCAUCAGAUCCGUCGCGCGCUCCGCGCCCAGAGCUUUCACUCGCCUUUCCCUCAGACAGACCGCGCGCCCCAGUGCCUUCAUCAAGGCCUCAUCAUGGAGCGCCGCCGUCCAGACCCAGCGCGCAUCAGCCUUCUCCAGCUCCGCCUUCAGAAAAUCUGCCGCCGGCGAGACCGACUCCGAGCUCGUCGCCAAGCUCGAGAGCGAGCUCCAGUUCGAGGAGGAGGUGAAGCAGAACGAGCAGCUGCCCGCGAGCGUCAAGGACUUCAUCGACAACAGCCCCUUUGAGCUACACGACACCCCUGGCAAGGAGGAGGUCAAGCUUACCCGCAAGUUUGGCGAGGAGAAGAUCACAAUCACUUUCUCCAUCGCCGACCUCGCCAACUACGACCCCGAGAUGUACGACCAGGACCGCGCCCUCGAGGACGAGGAGUUCGAGUCCGACGUCCAGAACCCCAACAAGCAGUCCGGCGUCCAGUCCUCCGGCGGCGCCCGCUCCGCCAACGCCGAGGAGCAGCUCGAGGAGGAGGAGGAGGGCGACAUUGACGAGGCCGCUCCCCCUUGCCGCCUGAGCAUCGUCGUCGAGAAGCCCGGCAAGACCCCCGGCGCCCUCAACAUCGACGCUACCGCCCAGGACGGCGCCAUCGUCGUCGACAACAUGUUCUACUACGAGGACGGCAAGCUCGCCCACGCCUCCAACGCCGAGGUCGCCCACGCCCGCAGCGACAUCUACCCCGGCCCCCCCUUUGGCAGCCUCGACGAGGACCUGCAGAUCCUGAUGGAGCGCUACCUCGAGGAGCGCGGCAUCACCCAGGCCCUGGCCGUCUUUGCGCCCGACUACAUUGACGUCAAGGAGCAGCGCGAGUACGUCCGGUGGUUGAACAACGUCAAGGGCUUCGUCAACGCCUAAAUUCAAGGUGAAUGAUGGUUUUUGUUUGGAAGGGAAAAAAUAUGUUGGGAAGAAGACUCAAUGAUGUAUGAUGGCGCGGCGCGCGUGCAAAGUGUAAGAUGAUACGAAAAAACCACCCCUGGAAAAGGACCUUCUUGGCUUGUUCUUAUAGCUAUUUUCCACUCUACGAUGUACUAUAUCAAACCCAUGGCCUGGCUGGCAUGCCGGUUGCCCACAUAAGAAACUGUAAUAUCACAAAAUUUCCCUGCACACAUUGACCGCAUUGGCCCCACUGUCCUUCUCCAAGCAUCAUUCGAUACUUACUUGUUG
Messenger RNA from Colletotrichum phormii, 1283 nucleotides. Its product is annotated as mitochondrial glycoprotein. The transcript has 2 exons. The record is from RefSeq and is a predicted model, not a curated record. NCBI's taxonomy places the organism in Eukaryota, Fungi, Ascomycota, Sordariomycetes, Glomerellales, Glomerellaceae. The coding region runs from base 60 to 974 and encodes 304 amino acids. Gene Ontology annotation, cellular component: mitochondrial matrix. Gene Ontology annotation, biological process: cytosolic ribosome assembly.